UAUAUGUUCUAGAUACUAGUCCCUUAUCAGAUGUGUGACUUGCAAAUGUUUUCUCUUGUUCUGUUGGUUUUCACUUCCCUGCUGGUAUCUUUGAAGCUUAAAAGUUUAAUUUUGACGAAGCCCAUUUUAUCUACUAGGUACCAUUUCUAAGAAAGCAUUGCCUAAACCAAGGCAGCCCGUUCAUUUUUCAUUUCUGUCUGUCCAGUCUGUUUUCCGUACGUCAACUGGCCGAGCAUCAGCCUUCAUGUCACAGGUGAGGACGAGCUGACUGGAAAGGGCAGAGGCCGCGUGGAUCUGGGUGCUGAUGAGGUCCUGGGCUGCACAGUUGAGACAGGAGAAGACAGACGGACAGGCAUGUACGCCCAGACCACACAUUGACGCUAAGCCAAGAACAGAAGAGAGGCGUUGAGUACUGAGAUCAUCAGGGACCUGUGCUUCCUGCGCCUCCCAGAAGGGAGGCUGUGCGUGGGAUAACCCAGCAAGGUGACAUACAGCAGCAACCACGUGCGGACCAUGGUCGGCCUUCGGAUACAGGGCAGCCUCACAGCAGUCCUGAAGGCCUGGGACACAGGCAGGCAUGCCCACCCGCCACGAGGAGCCAUGUUCAUAGAGGGGGAACAUGGGAAGAGAAGGCAGGUGCUCUCCUGUCUGCUGGCCAGAACGGGACUCAGGAGCUGUGUGCCAGGCUCACUGUGCUCAGCGCAGCACCUGCAUCUGUCUUGUCCUCCCACACACGCAGGGUAGGGCUCACCGGCCCGCUGCACAGAGGGAGUGCUGCCAGAGAGACAGGCUCGGUAUCUCGCCAGGAUCGCACGGCUAGUAACGCUGCAGGAUGGGAACAGAGCCUGGGGGUCUGACCUCUGUCCCUCCUGUGGUGUCUGUAUGACGUCCGUGUCUGCCUCACUUUACGGGGACAGCACUGCUGGGGACUGAGCAGUCAUGGGAGGAAUGAAGUAGACGAAGGAGUGAGUGAGGCUGAGCUGGAGAGAAGUCUUCAGUGGGGAGAGCCUACACAGAAAGGGGAUUAAAUCUCCAGGAAGACCCGAUCGAUGGGGUCUGUGUGCGAUGCCCUGUCGGAGGAGAAAGGUGUCUCAGGUUGUUGCCCUGGGACACCUGGGAGGAACGUUCUAGAGAGGAUGUCACUACCCAGGGCACAGGUGGUGGCCCUAGCCUCAGGCUGCCCGGGGCCCAGUUCCAGCUUGUGGGCCUUCACUUCUCUGAGCACGGAGUGUCAGGCCAUGUGCCUGACACAGAACCAGCGCUCAGUCCUGUCCAUUGUGGUCAGUGGUAGGUGAUCUCAUGGUGACAGAUGUGCCUGAAGGCCAUGGGCACAGGCGUGGAGGGGACCCUUUCUUGCCCUGGCAUGGACCCUCAUCGUCCUAGGGAACACCUACAUCUAUUUUAAAAACCAAAAACAUGAGCAACCAAUCGACAACAAUCACAGAUAACCUGGGAGUCCAUAGCGCUUCAAGAGGGCCAGGCAUCCAAGUCGGGCCCCAGGGCUCCUUCCUAACCAAGCUCUCCCCUGAGAGCCGGGCAGGGGCCCUGACUGCAGGAACCUUGAAGGUGCUGCACGCAGAUGGCUGGAAAUGGGGGCAGCAGGGCACCCCCGCCCCACCCUCAGCCCCACCCGUGUCCAGGACGUGCGGGUCUGAGGUCCUCCCUGCAUGUGCACGUAGCUAUCCCUGCUCCCCAGGAGCAGGCUCCACACAUGACAAGCCUGAGGAAGCCUCCCACGAGGGCGGCCCUGCAGCCUGUGAUGCUGACCCGGCAAGAUGGCACGGCGUCUGCUGAGCGCAGGGUCAACAGGACUCUGGUACGACCCAGCUAUUCCACCGCUAGGCGUCAACCCAAGAGAAUUGAAAACAGCUGUCCAAACAAAAUCUCGUCUGUGAAAUUCACAGACGCACUACUCACGAUAGUCAAGAGGAGAAUCGAUAGCCCAAACAUGCGUCAGCGGAGGAGUGGAUGCGCAGGAUGUGGCAAAUCCACACCGUGGAACGGUACUCAGCCACGAAGGAGAGGAAGGACUGAUCUCGCUCUGUUGUGGAUGGAGCUCGAAAACAUGCUGAGUGAGAAGCCAGGAUUCCUUCUGUGUGAAACGUCCAGAACAGGCAAAUCCAGAGACAAGGCAGGUUAGUGGUUGCUUAGGGCUGGGGGAGGGGGGAGAGGAGUGACAGCCAAUGGGUAUGGGGUUUCCUUUGGGGUGAUGGAAAUGCUCUGGGACUAGAUACUGGUGGUGGUUGCGCAACACUGUGAAUGUACUAAGUCCCACUGAACUGGAUGCUUCAAAGUGGUGAAUUUUAUGUUAUAUGAAUUUCAACCCCCAAAACACAAACAUCCCCGGGGGCUUCUUGUGAAUGGCAAGGUGGGAGCCCCUGGCCUGGAGACUGGGAGGGGCUCUCUGGCCCUCCAGAUCCCAAUGUCACCCCGGGGGUGAGGACCAGGGCAUGAAGACCCUGAGGGUCUGGGCGCCCUCCUCGCUGCCCUGUGAUCCAGCCCCCGCUCCGGCGGCUGAGCCUGCUGGGUGCCUCCUCCCAGGAUGCAGUGGGCGGGAGGAAGGUCACCAUCAAGACCGUGCAGAUGCUUCCUUCACUGCCUUCACCCAGGGCGGGACUCCGGAUCAUAACUCUGUCACCAGCCCCUCAUUAGAGGGAGGGGGCCGCAGGACUUGGCAGGGCCCGUGCCCUUGAGCCGUGUGUCACCUGGCCGCCCCUGGCCUUGGCUCUGCAGAAGAGACUCCUGCUGUUGAGCCCGGGGCUGGGAGGGCAGAGGGGCCACGGGCCUCCUGCCUCUCCGAGGUGCCCACCAUCGGAACUCAGGGUGCUGGGUGUGUCAGUUUUCCUGUUGUCACCAUAACAAGUCACCACAAAUUAGUGCCUUAAAACGACACAUUCCUUCUACAGUCUGGAGGUUGAAAGUCCACCAUCAGUCUCGCUGGGCCACAGGAGCGGGCAGGGCUGCUCCCUCUGGAGGCUCCAGGGGGAAUCUUCUGGCCCUUUCCAGCUUCUAGAGCUUCCCUGAUUCCUUGGCUCAUGGCCCCUUCCUCCAUCUUCCGUGUGCAUCUAACUCUAACUUCUGCUUCCAUCAUCACAUAGCCUUCUCUCUGACCUCUGACCCCUCCCACAUCUCUGUUUUAAGGACACUGAUCACAUUCAGGGCCCGCCCAGGUCAUCCAGGAUACUUGCCCCAUCUCAAGGGCCUUCACUUCCUCUCACCCGCAGAGUCCCUUUGCUGUGUCAGUACACACGUUCACAGAUUCUGGGAAAGGGACAAGGGCAUCUUAGGGACCAUCAUUCAGCCGACCACGCUGGGCUUCUGUCCCUGAGCUGCGUUGUUUCCACAGGAGGACUCUGGGUCCCUGGUUAACUGCUGCAGGUGGAGCUGCCCUUAAAAGUCCACGAGCUCCUGGCAUCUGAACACCUGAGGCUUUACUCCUCCAGCGCCUGGUUCGCUCCACCUGGCACUGUGGGCCAGGCCCAGGCAGAAGGCUGCAGAGAAAGGAGGGGCCGUGCGCUCAGGGCCGCGGGAGGAAGACAGGGCCCCUCAGAACUGAGGUUCUCCACUUCACGGCACGGUAGCCUCCCUUGUGGAGCUUUCUAGAAAUCCUGAUGCCCGGACUGCUCCAGACCAAGUUCAUCUGAAGCUUGGAGAGCGGGUCCAGCAGUGGUAGUUGCAGCGUUUCCGCGGUGUUCUCGUGUAGCCGCAUUUGGAAUGCUGCUCUGGAGGUAAAAGCCUAAAUACCGGCAAAGAAAUUUGAAGUGCACUUAUUUCAACAACAAUAGUGAUUUGAAAUCACACUCACUGCUCACUUCCGUGCUGUGAGCACAUUCUCACUGAAUCCUCCGAAGGGCCCUGUUAGGAGCCCGUUUCACAGGUGACCCCAGCGAGGCCCAGAUCACAAAGCCAUUGAGUGACAAGGUCGCCGUUCCGUCCCAGGCACUCUGGCUCCUGAGACCUGCCCUCAUCUGUCUCCCACAACGUGCUGACAGGUGUAAGCGCAAAGGCCGGGAGGAACAACUGAGGUGGCUUUCUCCCAGAAGUUCCUAACCUGUCUCGUGCCCCACAUUCUGUGAAGAAGGAGGGACCCUUGGGAACAACCCUUGGUGACAGGUGCUCUGGUGGGGCGACGUAGCAGAUGGGAGAUGUCUCCCACUUGUGGGUGCUGGACUGAGCUGCUGCCAGCCUCGUCCGCCAGGGCACGGCUGUGCCACCUUGCUCACUGUCUUCCCUCUGCACCAGCCCCGGGCCCACACAGAUGGGGCCCCGCGGGGCGCCUCUCUGCAGCUCGGGAAAGGUCACCCACCCUGGGAGGCCGGCAGAGAGCAUAUCAAAGCCCCUCAGAAUUAAGAGGUUUUCCCAUUGAGUGGAAUUUCACAGCCCAGUGGCCAAUUUCUAAGUCAUGCACGUUAAUGGGCAGCUAAUGAGGGACCCAGGCGGGGACAGGGAGGUGCCCCCCGGCUCCCCCAGCCGAGAUUAAGCAGUACAAAGCUGAGCCGCUGGUGAGGGCCCUUGUCUUCCUUCUCACUGCCCCUGGGGUGGGUCUGGGGGAGAGAGGGAGAGCCGUGUGGAUCCUAACCCGGUGAGCCUGGGCUCAGUCUGCGCCCCUCCACCCACCCGGGCCGCCCCGCGCCCCUGCCCCACGUGCCCAGCACCAUCCUCAGGGCUUUAAUGACCCCACUCUGUCCAGAGGUGGGGGCUAAACCGUGGUGCAGAAAGCAAGGCCUUGCCCAGGUGCCCAGACCUCGGUUUCUCCCUGGGGAACCCCUGGACCCCGAGGCCUGCCCAGGCGCACUGGCUCGGCCCUCUGGCUGAGUCUUGGCACAGGAACGCCCCACCCCCUGAGGCCUCUCCCCACAUCCCCCUGCCGUUCACCAAAGGGGCUCAGGCCCCUCACCUUCCCCAGGGAGCUCCUCCAGAUGUCCCUGGCCUCCUGGAGUCUCGUGGUCCACUCCCUCUGCCAUUGGACCAGGGUUAUUUGUCUAGUCUUCAUCGUCCACGGUCUGCACGCUCCUCCAGAGCACAGGCCUUCUAUUUCACUUCUGAAUCCCCAGGGCCCGGCAUGCAGUAGUGUUUGCUGAAUGACUGUCUGAUGAGAUGAUUGAGAACACAAUCAGGUCCCAGAUACAUGGGGUGUAUUGUGCUGAAUGGUGGCACCUAAAAGAUAUGCCUGUGCUCUGGAGGCUGUGCGUGUGACCUGAUUUGGAAAAAGGGUCUUUGCAGGUGUAAUUCAGUUAAAGAUCUCAAGAUGAGAUACCCUGGAUUAUCUGAGUGGGCCUAAAGCCAAUGACAAUGUCCUUUUAAGAAAAGGAGAGGACACAGACACAGGAAGAGGCUGUGUGAUGAUGGGGCCUGGAGGGACAUGUCCACAAGCCAAGGAACAGCUGGAGCCCCCAGGAGCUGGAGGAGGCAGGAAGGACCCUCCCCUGGAGCCUCCGGAGGGAGCACGGCCCUGCGACACCUGGAUUUCGGACUUCCGGCCUCCAGACCAGGAGAGAAGACAUUUCUGCUGUUUUAAGCCAGCGAGUCUGUGGCGAUUUGUUACGGCAGACGGGAGGUUCACACAUGUGGGAAAUCAUGCCACUGUCCUUUUUCUCGCUUUUCAGGAAUCCGUGUCUUCAUUCAUUCACUCCCUCAUUCAUUCCCUCAGCAGCUCCUGUCCAGGGCAGGGUCAGAGUCAGGGUGGGGGUGGGGAGGCAGCAUGACAUUGCAGACUUUGAGAUGACACACACUCGGGGCCCUGUCACUUGCCAGCAGUAACGUUUUUGAGCCACUUGCUCCACCUGCCUGAGCCCAGGUCCUGCCCUGUGCAGAGGAUGAUGGUGACACCCCUUGGAGUUGGCUGUGAGGCCCGGCACCUGCGGCAGGGCCCUGCUCACAGUGAGCCGCGGUGGCGGCAUGAACACUGCCCGAGACGUGGGCCAGCUCUGAGCUCCUCAGCCACAAUCCUGGCUCCCUUUCCCCUGGGCCCGUGCUGAGAGGCUGGCCACUCGGCAGCUCAAGCAUUUACUGAACACCACUUGCGGCCUGCUGCAGGAGGUGACACGGUCAGGAGACAGACUGAUGGAGACCACGUGGAGAAGAAGCCGUUGGGGCCCAUCAGGUGUCCAACAGGCCCCCAAAAUGCAGCUGAACCACCUGGAGUGAGCACCCCUGUCCCUGACGGCCGAGGGCUGUCUGUCGCCUUGAAGUCUGGAUUCGGCGCCAUGGAGGGACAGAGCCCGGGAAGCAGAGACCCCUCGGAAAAGCCCAUCCCCGCGGCCGCCCGCCCCGGUCUGUCCUCCCUGGGUGCCGUCUUCAUCCUCCUGAAAUCCGCACUGGGGGCCGGCCUGCUCAACUUCCCCUGGGCCUUCCACAAGGCAGGGGGGGUGGCCCCCGCCUUCCUGAUAGAGCUGGUUUCCUUGGUCUUCCUGAUCAGCGGGCUGGUCAUCCUGGGCUAUGCAGCCUCCACCAGCGGCCAGACCACCUACCAGGGCGUGGUUGGAGGGCUGUGUGGCCCCGCCAUGGGGAAGCUGUGUGAGGCCUGCUUCAUGGUCAACCUGCUCAUGAUCUCCGUGGCCUUCCUCAGGGUGAUCGGGGACCAGCUGGAGAAGUUGUGUGACUUCCUCCUGCCCGGCGCUCCGCCCGCCCCGCAGCCCUGGUACGUGGACCAGCGCUUCACCCUGACCCUGCUGUCUGUGCUGGUCAUCCUGCCGCUGUCCGCGCCGCGGGAGAUCGGGUUCCAGAAAUACACAAGCAUCCUAGGCACCCUGGCCGCCUGCUACUUGGCCCUGGUCAUCGUGGUGCAGUACUACCUCUGGCCCCAGGGCCUCGCUCGUGAGCCCCGGCCUGCACAGAGCCCUUCCUCUUGGACCUCCGUAUUUAGUGUCUUCCCCACCAUCUGCUUCGGAUUUCAGUGUCAUGAAGCUGCUGUCUCCAUCUACUGCAGCAUGCGCAACCAGCGCCUCUCGCACUGGGCCCUGGUCUCCGUGCUGUCCUUGCUGGCCUGCUGCCUUGUCUACUCGCUGACAGGCGUUUAUGGCUUCCUGACCUUCGGGACGGAAGUUUCUGCCGACAUCUUGAUGUCCUACCCAGGCAACGACGUGGUCAUCAUCGUCGCCCGGGUCCUCUUUGCCGUCUCCAUUGUUACCGUCUACCCCAUCGUGCUCUUCCUGGGGAGGUCGGUGAUGCAGGAUUUCUGGAGGAGGGGCUGCUGCCGGGCGUGUGGGCCCAGGGCCCUGGCUGACCCCUCGGGGCCGUGGGUUCGGAUGCCACUGACCGUCCUGUGGGUCACUGUGACACUCGCCAUGGCCCUGUUCCUGCCCGACCUCAGCGAGAUCAUCGGCAUCAUCGGCGGCAUCAGUUCCUUCUUCAUCUUCAUCUUCCCAGGUCUGUGCCUCAUCUGUGCCGUUGGCGUCGAGCCCAUGGGACCCCGAGUCAAGUGCUGCUUGGAGCUCUGGGGAGUGGUCUCCGUGCUCGUGGGCACCUUCAUCUUUGGGCAGAGCACGGUGGGGGCCGUCUUGGAGCUCGUCUGAGGGGCGGCCGCACCUGAGCAGGAGGGGGGCCUCCCCCGGCCCUCGUGGCACCGCUGCCCGAGUCCAGCCGUGGGACCGACGUCAUUCCGUCAUAAAGAUGCUGGAGAAACGGAUUCCUUCUUCCUUCUCAGGCUGCUCACUGGGGCUUCUGCUGGCUCAGAGGGCUUCCGGCGCAGUGGGGAGGAGCGUGUCAGGGUGUCCUGGGGCAGCCCCAACCGGUGGCCACAAACAGCAGAAAUGGGCUCUCACAGUUCUGGAGGCUGGGAGUCUGAGGGCCAGGUGUCGCGGGGCCACACUCCCUCUGAGGGCUCCACAGAUCCUUGCUGCCUCUUCCGGCUUCCCGCGUUGCCGGGCAUCCUGGGCUGGUAGACGCGGCACUCCAGGCUCUGCCUUCAUCUUCCUGGGGCCAUCCUCUCUGCGUCUCUGACCAAAUUCCCCUCUCGUGUAAGGACGCCAGUCAUUGGAUCAGGGCCCGCCUUAAUUCAGGAUCACUUCCUCUUAAUGUAGUUACUUAAUUAGCAUCUGCAAAGGUCCUGUUUCCAAAUUAGGUCAAAUUCACAGAUUCCAGUGGCUAGGACUUUAGCUUAAUAUUUCUGGGGGACACAGUUCAACUCAUACCUGAGAAGUAGGGGCUGAGGCCCAGAGAGCCGUGCUUUGGGGCGUCGGGAUCAAAGACCUGAGGUGAGGGCGUGAGAGCCCAAAAGGAGGUUUCAGGUGGUGUCCGAUGGGGGGUGGCGGUGGACUCGAGCUGGGCCUCGGGCUGGGGCGUGGGGACUGCUGAAAUCCUGCCCUUGACCAGGAGAUGCCCAAGGAGACGGACGCCCAGAGCUGGCCACACGACCUUGCACUUGCCACAUACCCCGAUGGGGGGAACCCCAAGGAGCGCCCCCUUUCCCUUCCACUGACCGGACCUGAGGAGCCUGGAAGCCAAGUGGGCCGUUUGCGCUGGGGUUCCCGCCUGGCCCCACCCCAAUUCUGGCAUGAGGAGUCACAUGAAGCCGAGGAGGAGGGGCGGACGGUCUGCCCCAGGGCCUGGGGAGAGGAGAGGAGACGGGGUGGGGAGAAGCCGGUGGAGAGGCCCGGGGGCCCAGCUGCUCUCGCCCCGUGCUCACCAGCACAGACCCUGCCCAGGCCCGGGGACGUCCUGGAUGUUGCUGGGUUCAGGCCACUCUUCCUGCCUGCAGACAGAAGCAGCCAGUGGUGCAGAGCCAGGAGGGGCUGACAUUCGGGGACGCCUCCCUCGGGGGAGGCAGGGGGCCCAGCUCUGUUUGUUGUGUCCUGCGAUGUGUACAUGACUGUGCGAGGUUGGUGGUGAUAGAACCAUUAUUUUGUUGGUUUUUUCCAGCCUGUCCACCUGCAUGAAUUUUUGAAAUUGAGUUAUGAUUCACAUACUAUAAAAUUCACCCUUGAAAAGUGCACAGUUCAGUGGGUGUUAGGAGAUGGAAGAAUGGUGCAGCCAUCAGCAGUAUCUGAUUCCAGCGCAUUUUCUUACCCGAGAAACCCAGUGCCCGUGGGCAGUCACU
Molecule: messenger RNA, 9037 nt
Organism: Equus caballus (horse)
Lineage: Eukaryota; Metazoa; Chordata; Mammalia; Perissodactyla; Equidae
Source: RefSeq, a predicted model, not a curated record